Molecule: messenger RNA, 1140 nt
Organism: Momordica charantia (bitter melon)
Lineage: Eukaryota; Viridiplantae; Streptophyta; Magnoliopsida; Cucurbitales; Cucurbitaceae
Product: Rhomboid-related intramembrane serine protease family protein
Cellular component (GO): membrane
Molecular function (GO): serine-type endopeptidase activity
Source: RefSeq, a predicted model, not a curated record
AUGAAGCAAUUGCAGUCGCAGCUUCAUGGAUUCCGAUUAUCGAAACCUUGUGGAUUAAGCAAGCGAAUUCCCAUGGCUUCAAUUUCUCGUCUCUCCAGUUUCAGCUCAAGCUCGCUCAGAUUCCCCUCUCUAUUAUUUCAUCCGCUCUCAUUGUCUCACUCCGUUGCUCGGCUUCCCUAUGUUCUUCGCCUCCGCGCUCGUUCCGUAGCCGCGAAACCCGUCUCCAUGUGCAAAAUGAACGAUUCAGAUUUGAUAUCACAGUUGGAGCUGGGGAAACCAGUGCAGAGUCGGAAGCCGGAGAAGCGUGUGAACGGUAUAUUCUGGAUUAUUCUUCUCAACAUUGGAAUAUAUGUGGCUGAUCACAUUUUUCAGGUUCGUGGUAUAGGAGCCCUGUACCUGUACCACAAUCGUCCUGCUUGGUAUCAGUUUUUUACAGCAACAUUUUGUCAUGCUAAUUGGAACCAUCUCUCUAGCAAUCUUUUUUUCCUGUAUAUAUUUGGAAAACUUGUUGAGGAAGAGGAAGGAAACUUUGCUUUGUGGCUCUCCUAUAUUCUUACCGGUGUAGGUGCAAACAUUGUGUCAUGGCUAAUUUUACCAAGAAAUGCUGUUUCGGUUGGAGCUUCUGGUGCUGUUUUUGGGUUGUUUACCAUAAGUGUCCUCGUAAAGAUGUCAUGGGAUUGGAGGAAGAUCCUCGAAGUCCUUAUACUUGGUCAAUUCGUUAUAGAGAAGGUCAUGGAAGCUGCCCAAGCAUCGACUGCCCUAUCAGGAAGCUUUCGUGGAGGAUAUUCCUUGCAGAAUGUCAACCAUGUUGCCCAUCUCUCCGGGGCGCUUGUCGGGGUCGUUCUAGUAUGGCUGCUGAGUAGAAUUCCGUCUCCUCCUGAUCAAGACGUAUCGCCUUUGAAUAGGAAAGGAAGAUAGAAUUGCAGAAGGCAAUUCCAGUUUGAAAUUGAACAAUGUGUUGCUGUAUAAUAUGUAUUUUUAUGUCUCUUGUUUAAAAUAGUUCACCUAGGAACAGUAAAUUUUUUUACGGAAAAGAACUUUGGAACCAAGGAAUAUAAUGUGAUGUUUGAGAACGGAAAACCAGACCGAUUUAUUCCAUUGACCUGGAAAAUACAACUCAGAAAGAGAAAUUGAAGAUUA